UGUCAACUCCCUUCUCCGCGCCCUCAUUUUCCCGCCACCGUCGGAAAGCAAACCCUAGCGACAUCGCCAUUGGCAGUUUGGAAGAGCUUCAAUCGAAUCCUAUGGUUCAAUUUCACGAGCACAUAAUCACAGAGCUUCUGGAGGACUCUAAUGGAGGUUUAGUAAUAAUCUCUUCAGGUUUGAAUCUUGCGAAGCUUGUUUCCUCCCUCCUCCUCCUUCACUCUCCGUGCCAGGGCACUUUGCUUCUCAUAUCUCCAUCUUCUCACUACCAAAUCUCGCUCAAAUCCCAAAUCCUUUUCUACCUCAAGCGUCAUCAAUCCGAUUCUCUAACUUUCCCCUCUGAAAUCUCUGCCGACCUCCCUGCUCAUCACCGUCUUUCUCUCUACUCCUCCGGGUCUGCUUUUUUCGUCACCCCUCGAAUUCUUAUCGUUGAUCUUCUCACGCAUAAACUUCCCACUUCUAACAUUGCCGGGCUUAUUCUUCUCAACGCGCAUUCUCUAUCGGAAACAUCCACCGAAGCUUUCAUUGUCCGAAUCAUCCGCUCCCACAAUCGAAAUGCCUAUGUUCGAGUUUUUUCUGAUAAGCCACACGCGAUGGUUUCUGGGUUUGCUAAGUCAGAGCGGAUCAUGAAGUGCUUGUACGUUCGUAGGUUGCAUUUGUGGCCGAGGUUUCAAGUUUACGUUUCGGAGGACUUGGAGAGGAACCCACCAGACGUGGUGGAUAUAAGGGUGCCAAUGACGAAAUACAUGGUGGGGAUACAAAAAUCCAUAAUUGAGGUUAUGGACGCGUGCUUGAAGGAGAUGAGGAAGACUAAUAAAGUUGAUGUUGAGGAUUUGACAGUUGAGAAUGGGUUAUUCAAAUCAUUCGACGAAAUUGUGAGGCGGCAGUUGGAUCCAAUUUGGCAUACAUUAGGGAAAAGGACGAAGCAGCUCGUGUCAGACUUGAAAACUUUGAGGAAAUUGUUGGAUUAUCUUGUUAGGUACGAUGCAGUGACUUUCUUGAAGUAUCUGGAUACUCUGAGGGUGUCUGAGAGCUUUAGGUCUGUCUGGAUAUUUGCAGAAGCGAGCUACAAGAUCUUUGACUAUGCUAAGAAACGGGUAUAUCGAUUUGUUAGAGCUGAUGGUUCGAAAGUAUUUGAGCAGGGUAAGGGUGUGGUUGGCAAAAGGCGAAAAUUGAAAGGAGACAACAAGAAUGAGGAAGAGGGUACGACUGGUAGGAUAACUUUGGAUGAAGUUCUGGAAGAGGCGCCAAAGUGGAAGGUCUUACGUGAUGUUCUCGAAGAAAUAGAAGAGGAAAGAAAGAAGCGGCUCUCUGAAGGAGAAGAGAAUCUGCUAGAAAGUGAUGAGGACAGCAGUGGCAUUGUUCUAGUGGCAUGCAAAGAUGAGCGCUCAUGCAUGCAGCUGGAAGAAUGCAUUAUGAACAGCCCGCAGAAGGUCCUACGGGAAGAAUGGGAGAAUUACUUGCUGAACAAAAUACAACUGCGUGACAUGAAACCCCAUAAUAAAAAGAAACACAAGAAUCCCAAAGGUUUUGGGGUUCUUGAUGGAGUAGUUACGAUAACACCUGUACAAAAUGCUGAAGCUAGCAGCUUAAACAAACAGGAACGUGAUGCACUAUUAGCAGCAGCAUCAGAAAUAAGAAAUCGAGAAAAAAAUGAUUCUGCUGUUGGGGGUGAUCGACGGAAUGACAUGGAUGGUACAGAACAAGCCACAGGAAAGAGAGAAGAAAGGAGUAAAAAAGGUGCUUCCAAGACUAAUAAUCCGGGGGAUAAAAGAACAGUUGAUAAUCAGAAGGUAGCAAUUGCCGAUCCCCAGCCUAAAGAUGAUAAUAAGGGAUAUUCAAAGGGAAAGAGAAAACUAAGGAGUAAAAAGGUUGCCGUCAAUGUUGGGGAUUCUAAGGAUAAAAACGUUGGAAAUCAUAAAGCAACAAUAGAUGAUGAAGUUGAAGCAUGUCCAUCAGGUUGUGAAGAUCAGAUGAAUAAGAAAAAUCCAAUGGUUUUGGAUGGGUUUUCUGAAGCCGCUUGCCUAGCUGCACCUUCAGAGGAAGGGAAGGAGGGAGAAGAGCUGAAGCUGCUACCUCCAGUGCAGUUUUAUGCCCUUGAAAGCGAUCAACCUGUCCUAGACACCUUGAAGCCUUCCAUUGUUAUUGUGUACCAUCCAGAUGUAACUUUUGUGAGGCAGAUAGAAGUCUAUAAAGCUGAGAAUCCAUCAAAACAUUUGAAGGUCUAUUUUAUUUUCUAUGAAGAUUCUACUGAGGUGCAAAAAUUUGAGGCGAGCAUUCGGAGGGAGAACAGGGCAUUUGAAUCUUUGAUCAGACAGAAGUCACUGAUGAUGAUCCCAGUUGAUCAGAAUGGCUACUGCUUAGGAUUAAACUCGUCCGUAGAACCACAAGCUACAACACAGAAUUCAACAAGAAAGGCCGGUGGAAGAAAGGACGUGGAGAAAGAAAUGCAGGUCAUUGUGGACAUGCGGGAGUUUAUGAGUAGCCUUCCAAAUGUUCUUCACCAGAAAGGCAUGCGCAUAAUUCCAGUGACAUUAGAAGUUGGGGAUUAUAUUCUUUCACCCCUUAUAUGCGUUGAGAGAAAGAGUAUUCAGGAUCUCUUCAUGAGCUUUGCUUCAGGACGCCUUUAUCAUCAAGUAGACACAAUGGUGCGCUAUUACAGAAUACCUGUUCUACUAAUUGAAUUCUCACAGGACAAAAGCUUCUCGUUUCAGUCUGCAAGUGAUAUUGGUGACGAUGUGACACCAACAAACAUUAUGUCUAAGCUUUCGCUGCUCGUUCUUCAUUUUCCCCGUCUUCGAAUAAUUUGGUCUCGCAGUCUCCAUGCUACUGCUGAAAUAUUUGCCUCUCUGAAGGCAAAUCAAGAUGAACCUGAUGAAACCAAGGCUGUUAGAGUUGGGGUUCCAUCUGAGGAGGGCAUUGUCGAAAAUGAUGUGAGAGCGGAAAAUUACAACACCUCAGCCGUGGAGUUUCUAAGGCGACUUCCGGGUGUAACGGAUUCAAAUUACAGGGCAAUAAUGGAUGGAUGCAAGAGCUUAGCAGAGCUCUCCCUUCUACCUGUUGAGAAGCUUGCAGUACUAAUGGGUGGACAGCAAGCUGCAAGAACUCUCAGAGACUUCCUUGAUGCGAAGUAUCCAACCUUAUUGUGAUUGAUUUAUUGAGGCCGAGGCCUCUUUAUUAUCUUUCUUCAACCUUCCAAUCCAACUUCAGAGCUGUGAAGAAAAGGAGGCUUUAUUUAACCAUAAUUCUUCAUUACAAAAUUUCACACAGUUUCUAAUUUUAUGCAAAAUAGAUUCUUAACUAAAUUUAUAAAGUUAUUGUACAAUUGUUUUAUUGGUCUUCCUACCUUUUGUUAGGUUUAAGUCUUCUUGUACUGCUCUGAAUGUGUGUACAAUUAUUCAAGGGAGUUUCUGAGCUUCAUCUGAAUCAUAAUGUAGAAUUUUUUUCUA
Momordica charantia (bitter melon) is the source of this 3449-nucleotide messenger RNA. It is a transcript of the gene UVH1, whose product is annotated as Restriction endonuclease, type II-like superfamily protein. The record is from RefSeq and is a predicted model, not a curated record. Gene Ontology annotation, cellular component: nucleotide-excision repair factor 1 complex. Gene Ontology annotation, molecular function: single-stranded DNA binding; single-stranded DNA endonuclease activity; damaged DNA binding. NCBI's taxonomy places the organism in Eukaryota, Viridiplantae, Streptophyta, Magnoliopsida, Cucurbitales, Cucurbitaceae. Gene Ontology annotation, biological process: double-strand break repair via homologous recombination; resolution of meiotic recombination intermediates; nucleotide-excision repair involved in interstrand cross-link repair.